UCACACACAGGCUACGGGAACUGGAAACCGUUCCAAAUCAUCCAUGUGUGCAUGCUUACAGCUCUGGCUUUUCCAAGCAAAAGAGAAAACACUUGUGAAGAAACUUAGAGGCGGAAGGGGUUAAAUGAAAUCCAACUCUCCUUUUCCUGUGCUGUAAGGAUUAGUAACCAAACAGGAGCUGGAGAGAAGAGCGUGUUAGAGCCACUGUUUGAACCAGAACAGUAGGAAAGUGGUUAUUGAAGCUUGCCUACAGGGUAGUGUAAGUGCCUCUAAGUUUUGCACUCACCAGGUACAUGCAGAAGGAAAAGAUGAAGAACUUGUUCCUUCUGCUCAUAUUAGCAAUGAUGCCACCUUCUGCAUUUUCAGCAGCAGUACGACCCAGCAACACAGUCUCUUUUGCAAGAGAACAGAGCCCCAGGAUGAAGCGGCAAAUUGAUGUCUGGGGGAGCUGGGGGGAAUGGGGCGAGUGCAGUCGGAGCUGCGGUGGCGGAGUCAGUUUUCGGCAACGGCGCUGCUAUUCUCAAAGGACAGAAGAUGGUUCCAGUUGCAGUGGACCAACUCAAAGCUAUCGCUCGUGCAAUAUUCAGAGCUGCCCAGAAGGCUCCUGGGAUUUUCGGGCAGAGCAGUGCGCAGAGUUUGAUGGUACAGAAUUCCAAGGAAAGAAAUACAAGUGGCUCCCAUAUUAUGGAGCACCCAAUAAGUGUGAAUUAAACUGUAUUCCCAAGGGAGAAAACUUUUACUACAGGCACAAGGAAGCAGUGGUAGAUGGGACUACAUGUGAACCUGGCAAGCGGGACAUCUGUGUAGAGGGAGUCUGUCAGGCCGUUGGCUGUGAUAACAUGCUGAACUCUGCCAAGAAGGAGGACAAUUGCCUGCAGUGUGGAGGAGAUGGCAGUACCUGCUACAGAGUGAAAGGCAAUUUUGAUGUAGCAAGCCUCCCCAAAGGCUACAAUCAGAUCUUCAUCAUCCCCAUGGGAGCCACCAGCAUCCACAUUAAGGAAGUUAUGCCCAGCAGGAACUUUCUGGCUGUCAAGAACGUGCGAGGGGAGUAUUAUCUGAACGGGCAUUGGACAAUCGACUUCAGCCGAGCACUGCACAUGGCUAGCACAGUAAUGCACUAUGAUCGUGGCUCAGAAGGUGAUCUGGCCGCAGAGCUCCUCCAUGCCAGGGGCCCCACCACAGAACCGUUAGUCAUUGAGCUAAUCAGUCAGGAGCCAAACCCAGGGGUACAGUAUGAAUACUACCUGCCAGUGCAAGGACAGAGCUCAGGUCACAGCUGGAGCUACAGCUCCUGGAGUGAGUGCAGCUCUGAAUGUGGAGGAGGUUUUCAGUCACGCUUGGUGUUUUGCACCAUAGACAACGAAAUUUAUCCCGACUCUAUGUGCAGGAAUAAACCACAACCAGACAAUAACCGGACAUGUGGCCGUCAGGCUUGUCCCCAGACCAAACGGACUUCUUACAUCUAUCUGCCGCAAGCCUGGAAGCACAGUGGAGCACGGACCUCUCAGGUGAAGAGGUGGAAAACAGGGGAGUGGGGAUCCUGCUCAGCUACCUGUGGUGGAGGCACCCAGACCCGCCCUGUCUACUGUGUGGCCUACGACGGUCAGAGCUCCCAAGGGGUGGUGGAUAAUGCCGAGUGCAUGGCCUUCGCACAGCAGCCUCGCAGCAGUCAGCCCUGCAGCAUGAGGCAGUGUGCAACCUGGAGCACAGGGCCCUGGUCAGAGUGCUCAACCAGCUGUGGGGAAGGUGUCCAGAUCCGGACUGUCACCUGCAGAACACAGCAGGGCUCUCAGGCUCAGGACUUUGUUUGCGUGAUGGAGCCAAAGCCAUCAGCCACCCAGCCCUGCCUUCGGGAGAACUGCAUCCAGGAAAUUGGCUGGCACAUUGGAGAUUGGGGCCUGUGUUCAAAAAGCUGCGAUUCAGGCAUCCGGACGCGCCAAGUCAUCUGCGCUGACGGUGACUCCAAAUUCUAUAGUCCUGAGAUGUGCAAAGCCAUCCAGCCGCAGAAACCAGACACACUGGGUAGCUGCAACAUGCAGCCCUGCUACCUGCCACAGCAGGUCCCCAGUAUGCAGGACACUAUGGGAUAUGAUGUUACCCGCCAGUCCUUGCUGACACGUUACAACCCAAACAGCCCUGCCAGAGGAGUUCUCUCCCCAGAUUCUGGUGAUGAAAGGAUGCUCCCUGGGAGCUCCAUGGUGCAUAGUAGCUCUGGGAAUUACCACAUUCAGUCCACCGAGGACCGUGGCACCAACUUCUUGCCGAUUCGCUGGGAAUCCCAGUCACGCUCAUCGGGUUCCCGACAGCUCAGCUUCUCUCGGGACCUCGCUGCAGGGACUGGCUCUCAGGACUGCUCUCGGAGCCCCCACGGCUGCUGUCCAGAUGGGCACACUCCAGCUUCAGGUCCUCUGAGAAGAGGUUGCCCCUUUGGCAUCUGUCAACAGAGCAGGUACGGAUGCUGUCCUGAUGGAAUAUCAUCUGCCCAGGGUCCAAACAACAUGGGAUGCCCACAAUAUUACAGUGAUGUUGAGGUGAACAGAAGUCAGCCCACUGCAGCUGCUCCAACAGCAAGCCAAGCCUUGUCCCAGCAGCACCCCUCAGGCGAAUGCCGUGGUUCAAUGUAUGGCUGCUGUUUUGACAACAUCGCUUCAGCUUCGGGCCCGCAAGGGGAAGGAUGUCUCAACAGGCCCAACUACCCCUUUCCUGUCAUAUGCCUGCUGCCCAGCGCUCACGGCCCCUGCACGGACUGGACCACUCGCUGGUACUUUGUGGCGGUUGUUGGCAAGUGCAACAGGUUUUGGUACGGUAGUUGUCAUGGCAAUAAGAACAGCUUUGCCUCAGAGGAGGAGUGCAUGAGGGCAUGCCAGGACCCUGCGGGAGUCAGUCCCCUGGAGCGCCAGCAUGCUCCUCGUGCAGGGACCCUGCAGCACCAGCGCACUGAUUCCCACACUCACCCAGGCGAUGCUCGGGGGGAGUGGCAGCCAUCCCUGAGAGAGUCUGCAAGUCACAGCCAAGAAGGAAGAGUCUAUGGGGCUUUGCACCCCACACGAGGCAGCCACAGGGUGGACAGCUGGAGAAGUGAUGUGCUGUCAGAGUCUUUGCCAAGGACUGGUGUGCUGGCGAGCCAGCGGUGGGGUGCCCGGCGUGCUGAGGCUGGUGGAGAAAGGAGACUGGGCCACCUGAGCCAGCCGCAUGUGAUUCAGGAAGCGGCAGUGUCUGAGCAUUCAGAGAGGCAGAGUGGCAGUGGCCAGCAAGCGCUGCCCCAUGAAGGCGAGCAGUGGCCUAAGGCUUUUGGAGCAGAUGCUUCUGUGACGGAGGGACUUGGGCACCAGGCAUCUGCAGGCUCCUUCCCAGCACGAGCUCUGCACAGAGCCAUCCUGGAGGAAGGCAGGCCCUCGCUUGUGACAGCAGCUGUGGGACAAAACAUCCAGCUGUUCUGCAGGAUAGGCACAUUCCCCUUCUCCAGAGUGGAGUGGAUGAAGGAUGGGCAGCCCGUCUCCUCCGACAGGUACACCUACCAGUCUGACAGCUCCUUGGUGAUCAGCCACAUCAAGUCAGAGGACACAGGGACUUACACGUGUCUCAUUUCCAACGGGAGGACAGAGAGAUUGGAGAGACGACAGAUUCAGUUACAGAUCAUAGAGUACCAGGGUGCUGUUCUGGCGGAGAGUGAGAGAGGUCGGGUCAUUCACAAGGAAAAUGAGCAACAUCGAGAGCUAUCCAGAGGCAGUAAAAUUGUACAGGCAGCCGGUUCCUCUGUGCAUCAACAAUUCACAUACAGAUUGCUAAUGGAUAAGAGCGAGCCCUCGGUGGUGGAGGCCAAUGUCGGGGAGAGAGUCAGACUGCCCUGCACAGUGGAAGCAUCGCCCACUCUCACCAUUGAGUGGCAGAAGGAUGGACAGCCCCUCUCCUCUCCCAGGCACAGGCAGCAGUCAGACGGGGCACUGGUGAUCAGCCGGGUCAGCCCUGAAGAUAUUGGCUUCUUCACCUGCAUCGCCUCGAAUGGACGUGACCAGGACCAGCGCCAGGUCCUGUUCCGACCUCUAGCUAGUGAUGAUUUCCUUUCUGGUCCAGAAGAGCUGAGGAUCACUGGUCUUCUCCCAAGCAUCACAGUACCCAAGGGAGAGGCUGCCCGACUUCAUUGCAUAGUGACUGGCAACAAUGUGAAUAUACGGUGGUCAAGGAAUGGUGUCCCAAUGCAGGCUGAUGGCCACCACAUCCACCUGUCCCGGGACGGAAGCCUGAUCAUAAGCAACGUUCAAGAGGCUGACGAGGGAUCUUACACAUGCAGUGCCUACAGCAGCAGCAACUCUGUCAGUGCCAGCACGGAGGUGAAAGUGAUGAGGAGCAGGCCUAGCACAGCUGUGAAUCAUGUUGCAGACCUGAGCAGAGAGUGCGUGGACCAGCCACACCUCGCCAACUGCGAUCUGAUCCUGCAGGCCCAGCUCUGCGGUAAUGAAUACUACUCCAGCUUCUGCUGCGCCAGCUGUUCUCACUACCAACCGCAGGCCAGCCCUCAUCACCAUGGGUGACAGACACCUCCGAGGCUACAUGAAAGUACAGGUGACUGAUGACAAAACACGAGCUCUGUCCUUUUACUGCAUAGAACUGUUUUGGGAGCCCAGUUCUGUUUGAAAGCUUAAGAGGGUGAAUUUAACAGUGUAGUGGGUUUAACUGUUCAAAGGUGGGAGAACCACCACCCUCAAGUGUAUUGCAAACUUCUUUUUUCCUCCCCCCCCCCCCAUAUGCCUUGCAAUAGCUAAUCCAUCUCUUCACUUAACAAUAGCUGCAGUUACUCACGGAGCGAGAUGACACUGGGAACAGGAUUCUGUGACUUUAUAGGAGGCGGAUAACCAGCGUGAAAGAGGGAGAGACCAGUUGUUCACAUAAGCAAGAGAAAAGUGCUCUUAAGAAAACAGUCUUUGAAGUGUUCGAAGAUGGGCCUGAACUGUCUUAACUAAAGCAUGAAUCAGUGAGGAGCAUUUAUAAUCCUGGGGAGCAGUUUCUAUCUAAAUGCAGAAGACUCUGGACAUGAGUGGCUUGAUGCAUGUAAAAUUAGUAUUUGGGUUCUAUGAGGGGGAUGCAUCCAUACAGGGAUGCAUCCAUAAUGUCACAUAUUGUAGCUGUUUUAUUCUAGUACCCCUUAGACAAAUUUCUAGUUGGGUCAGUUCGGCUCUACUUGAAUAUAAUCAGCUUUGGAGUGAAAUGCAGAAGCAGCGUUUCACAAAAGCUGGAGCACAAAACAAAAGAAUACUUUAGCCCUUUCUAAAUGGUAGGGAUAAUUCAGAUGAAUAUAACACUAUCAUCUGUUCUGCUGCAGUUUAAUAUGACUAUCUCUAGGAAGGCUUUUUUUUUUUUUUUUUUAGAAGCCAAAACUGUUCUGUUGAAUUUAAUGCAAAGAUGGGAUCUGUGGUAGCCUUGUGCUGAGUUUGUGCUUGGCGAGGACAAGAGGUAGGGGCCAGUGGCUUGCCAGAAUAAACCUCCCAAUGAUCUGCUCUAGUCUCAGUUAACUCCGGGAGAGCCUGGCUCUGCAUGCGUGGCCUGGGCCAACUCCUGCUGUUACGAGCUAACAGAUGAGGACUUCCAGAUGCAGAGUAGCUAUAGCUGAAAAGCAUCCAGCAUUUCAAGAUGAGCACUGGGUGACAGCUAGCAUGUAGGCAAGGGUCUGAAAGAGAAAUUCUCAGGUAUUAAGAUGGAGUGAUAUAAUUUGUUGAGCCAGGGAGGGCCCAUAGUGCUGUCAGUAUCUCACAAUGGAACUGCAGCUUAUGAGCAAAUGCAUUAUUUUGCAGCCUCAAUAGUAUUGUUUUACCCUCACAUUAGUCCUAGCAUUUCCUCCUUCCUCACUCCAAACUCCAGAGACUUGGAUGGGUUAACCAUAUAAAUUAGCACCAUCACCUAUUUAGUCUAUGUAUAGUUGUAUCUAAAACUAGUACACUGAUACGUGAUACUAGUGGGUUUGGGGUGGGGCGUGGAGGAGGGUUGGUGGUGUUCCCCCCUGCCCGCCCCCCCCCCCCCCCCCCCCGUUUCCUUUCCUUUAAUUUAAGGCUUGUAAAGAAGGAGUCUAAUUCUGGACUGUGAUCACACCACUCUCCUUCAGGCCAGAAUGAACACUCAGGGCAGCAGUGAUACAGAGGUGUAAAUCUCCACGCUUGACAGCCUAAAGCGGGUCUGGAAUCUAAAUCCAGUAAAUCAGUUCAGCUGCACCUAAAAAUAAGAAUUACUAACCUAAUGAUUGCACUCUUUUCAGCACAGGUAUGUCUUCAAGACUGGACACCAUACUGUAAGAUGUGAACACACUAAAAAGUCUAGAAGCAAUCCAGUAAAGGAGUGAGAGGUGACAGAUUUUCAAAGAGAUUUUUUUUUUUUUUUUUUUUGAGAGGUCAGUGAUAGUCUGCUUGCUAGAAGGCAGAAAGUCUUACUUUGCAGUGAAGAUCCAUUAAUUUGGCUAUUAGGAAAAUAAGCCUCUGCUGUGACUCUCAGGAUGGGUUACACUAUGUUAGUGAAGUUGCCAUCAUUGGUAAUUUAAAAACAAUGAGAUAGAUAGUCCUGAGAUCAAGUCUACUUGUAUAUGUUCAUAAAUUUGCAUUUAACAUUUCAAAACAGCACUUUUUUUUUUUUUGGUUUUCUAUCAUCUAGAAUAUUUGAUGCUAUAGUAUGAAUCAACCUUCUGAGACAAUGGCCCUAAUCACAACCUGUGUAAAUGCCAGUCUCAGUGAAACAGGGAUGAGACCACUGAGCUCAUGUGAACCUUCUCAAGAGUGUGGUUAGAGGUAGAUUAUAGCUAUAUUUAACCCCCACUCGCCUUUUACUUUCACUGAACGUGAGCAGUCAUUUCUGUAACUUCCCUUCCUAUUUUGUCAGAGGCCUUUUUUUUUUUUUUUUUUCUUCUCAGUAAGAAGAUUUAGAUAGUAUGCAUAUUCAGCUUUCAUUUAAGACGCAUAGUUAUAAAGCAUACAGGCAGGGAGCUCUUUCUUAAGACUUCUGAGAGCUGUAACUGCCACCUGUAGUCUGAUGGACUCUAAUUUCACGCUGAAGGGGUUUUGGUUAAGAAGUGAGCAUUUAUUCUCUGACUUUCUCUUUCUAUUGAGUAUCCAUGGUAAUAAGGAUUGUAUUUGAAGGCAUGCAGUUCACUGUACAUGCCAUCACUGCAAUAGUUAAAUAAAAGGGCUUUUCCUUACCUCCCCCCCCCCACCAUUUGGCAAGCUGAGAUUUUGCUUCUGUGUAAUGUCACUAACUGCCUAACUGGCUGUUUACUUUUUGAUUUGUGUACCAAGCUGUUACUUUCCUUCCCUAAACAAUGGUUUGUAGGAAAAGCAUAUUUCCCUUGCUGUUAUCAUCAGGGCAGGGGAAGGGUGUAGAUAUACUGGCCUAUUUUUUGGAUGGUCUUUGGGCAGUGCUGUGAAAGACUUAGGGGGGGCUAAUGGGGGAGAGGAGGAAAAAGCAUGUAUAGCUUUUUCUAAUCAUAUAUAUGUCAGCUCUCCACGCACAUAUGACUACAAAUAUGUGUCUGCUUUCCAAAAGCUGAAAAAGCAUCAGUACUACCUCAAAUACUAUAGCGAGUAUUGGUCAUUACUAGUCAUGCCAUACUGAAGACAGGUAUGCUUAAUGCAAGAAGCUAUACAGAAAAAAAGCCCCAGCUUUGUAGACCAUGUCACUGAAUAGCAUUGUACUUGCCUGGAAGCAGAAACUGCUGGCAAGCUCAUAAAGAAGGAAGCAUUUCUAAAGGAAAGGCUCAGAAACAGUCUCUUCUGCUCUCUUUAUUCCACUAUAGUAAUAUACACCCCUUUCAGGUACAAGGUCUGACUUUUCUCUAUACCUAAACUUUUUGGUGCACACAGGAAUGCAGUGUGAAGCAGUCACAUUAAGAGGGUAGGUAUAGCAACUUACUGGCAGAACAAAGUGAAAACACACUCCUGCUCACAUGGCUAUGAGAUCUUCACUCCUUUUAAUACUAGGAGAAAGAAAAUCAAAAUGAGUUUUCUUUUUUCCCCUAUUUGAAUGUUAGUGGCUUCGUGUUUGUCUCUAAGUAAAUAUUCAGCAUUAGAAAAUUCAGCGAUGCAAACUAGAAUCUAAUGCUUUCAGUAAAUCCCUCCUUUUUUGGAGCUUUAAAUAGCAAGGAUAUUUGCAAGUUAGGUCUUAAAGUUCUAGGUAAUGUAAUAGGGCGUACAGAAAAGCAAGCCAUGAAAAUAUUGUUGUUAAGCUUCUAGGCUGGCAAGCGGUUUGUCUUUGUUCACCUAGUAACACAAAAGGACAAAUCCUGAAAACCAAAGGGGGAAAAAUAAAGCUUUCACAGACAGUGCUUCUACCACCAACAUUUAUUUCUGUUAAAGCAGAUUAUAAAUCAUCAGUACAAAUAUAUAUAACUUACAUUUGCUUGUAAGGCCAAAGUUUAAAUGUAAAGUUAAAAUGAGAUGGAUUUCACGAGUCACCAGAGGCAGAACCUGGACCAGCUGCAGCCUUAAUCACAAGGUUUCACAAAUCAGUGGAAAAAAUAAAAACAAAGUUAAAAUCCUCUAAGAGCUAUUGACAGACAAACAUAAAAUGGGUUCCUAGGUAGCCCCAGGUUGUAGAUAUGAUUACAUUAAGUUGUCACAGUAGUGUUAGAACCAAUAGAUUAAGACAAGGAAACUGCAGCGAUACAUGAAAGAAAAUAAACAUACUAUAUAUAAUAUGUAGCCUGAUUCCAAUAAAAAACAGUAGACUUUUCCCCAUGGUUUUCAAGCCAUGACAAUACUGUUCUUUAUUUUUUUUUAUUUAAAACUACGAUAUAAUGACUUAUUGGUUGUGAUUGUUGUUGCAAUAUGCUACUUACAAUGAACAGAUACAAGAACAAGCUAGGGCCCCUUUCUUCCCUUCCCCCUCCCCCCAAAUAUUACUUACAAUAAGAAUCAGUGAUAAAUCAAUCUUAUGUACAAUUUCUUACAUCCAACCCCUUUUUUUUUAAACUUUGGCAAGAUUACUUACAACUCAUACAGCUUUUAAUAUCCAACUAUGUAAAAUAUUCUAGAUGCAUAAAAAUAAAGAUUUUGGCUUUACUUUA
Dromaius novaehollandiae (emu) is the source of this 9040-nucleotide messenger RNA. RefSeq names its product papilin, proteoglycan like sulfated glycoprotein (gene PAPLN). Gene Ontology annotation, molecular function: metalloendopeptidase activity; serine-type endopeptidase inhibitor activity. Gene Ontology annotation, biological process: extracellular matrix organization; proteolysis. The record is from RefSeq and is a predicted model, not a curated record. Gene Ontology annotation, cellular component: extracellular matrix. The transcript is spliced from 29 exons. Lineage: Eukaryota; Metazoa; Chordata; Aves; Casuariiformes; Dromaiidae. Bases 294 to 4532 code for a protein of 1412 amino acids.